AUGGACGGAGUUUUGAUGCGUGGAGGGAAAGCCAUCCCUGGGGCCCGUAAAGCUUUGGAGAGAUUGCAAGGGGACAACCCAAAGAAUAAGGUUAUCCCGUUUAUAGUGCUCACCAACUCGGGUGGCGAGCUAGAGGCCGAGAAAGCUCGAAAGCUCAGCAAUAUUUUGGGAAUAGAGGUGAAAGACAAACAAGUGCUCGUCUCGCAUUCACCUAUGCGGGAGUUAGUUCCGGACUAUAAAGACAAGCUUGUUCAUGUCGUGGGGCCAACGCACUGUAAAAACGUAGCGCAUUCCUAUGGGUUCCGCCGCGUGAUUACAAGCCAUGAGCUAAGGAAUUGGAAUCGAUCUAUGUGGCCAUUUGAAGUCAUUGGUGACCAUCUCAGCUCGGCAGAGGCAACCCCAUUCGAUUUGAACGUCGAGCCCAUAAGCGCGGUCAUGAUCAUGCAUGAUUCAACAGAUUGGGGACUCGAUAUCCAAUUGAUCACUGAUUCAUUGAUGUCCGAGAGUGGAAUGCUGGGCACCCGGCAAGAUGCACAACGGGGAGCGAUCAAACAGGGCGUCCCCGUGUUCAGUUCGAAUCCGGAUUUCUUGUGGAGCAACGAUUGGCCGUUACCACGAUUCGGACAGGGCGCUUUCGUGAGAGCAUUAGACGGAGUGUGGAGACAACUCAGCGGCAACCCACUGAAUAUCGCAAAGCAAUAUGGGAAACCAAGCGCGGCCACGUACGACUACGCAAAACACCUCCUGAGCCAGGAAAUACCUGGUUCACUUGAGAGGGUUUACAUGGUAGGCGACAACCCGAAAUCUGACAUUGCCGGGGCAAAUGCCAAUGGGUGGGUUGGGGUGCUGGUGGAAAGCGGCGUAUAUCGGAAGGGAGAUUCUUUGCUGGAGAGCGAGAAACCGAAGAUAAUAACUCGGGAUGUCUUGGACGCUGUAGAUUGGAUCUUGCAAAACGAUGAGGCCUACGAUUAA
Messenger RNA from Fimicolochytrium jonesii, 972 nucleotides. RefSeq names its product HAD-like domain-containing protein. The transcript is spliced from 4 exons. Gene Ontology annotation, biological process: glycerophospholipid biosynthetic process. Bases 1 to 972 code for a protein of 323 amino acids. Lineage: Eukaryota; Fungi; Chytridiomycota; Chytridiomycetes; Spizellomycetales; Powellomycetaceae. The record is from RefSeq and is a predicted model, not a curated record. Gene Ontology annotation, cellular component: mitochondrion.